CAUCCCCCUCUUCCUGUUCAAUAGUCGUUCCAGGAUCCAUGUUGUGUCUUACCAUUCCUUAUCUCCCAAGCUAUUGUGAAAUUUUUGAAACGAAUUUAGUUCAAUAGUAGACAUUUUCGUCGAUAUAAAUCACACAACGCACCCCGAAAUCUCUACUGCCUGUGAAUGAAAAAACGUUUUGUUUUUAAAAUUUUUUCAAAAUUAUCAAUUUUGCAAGUCAUGUAUCUCAAAGGCAGAGCAACGAAAUAAAAUAUUUUUUUCUACCAGUCGAUAGCUUAUGGAGUUCCCUAGAAAUAUUGUCUUGGGAGUUUUUGAAUCUCAUGCUUUCUUUGUUUUCUGCAAACUUUCUACGAAUGGGCCAAAAAUGACCCAUGGGGGUGUAAAGGGUUAAGCAAACGAAAUAAAAUUCAAGGUUGGUGCUUUUAAUGGAUCAGGAUCCGUCAACUGUGUGCUAAUGAAGUUCCAUUAGCGAUCACUCCGUUAAACGUACCAGCACAUGCAUCAACAUUUCUUUUUCGAUGGGAACCAGUCACUCCUUCAACUAUCAAGGUGUUAAAAUGAAAACACAUCAUGCAGCCUGUUUCAAGAAUAUCACGCACAAAUAAAUAAGAGACGUACACAGAUUUAUCGACGAUUCUCCAAGUGAAACUAGAGCUGAGAAUAUUUCUUUAUCACUACAUUUCGUAAAUUGUUCUUAUAAUAGGUUUGCAUUAUCGAGAUAUUCACUUAAUGUUGUGAGCGUAUCAUUAUUUAUCGGAUGUUGUGCUAAAACUAAAUUUGCAUUAUCGAACAAUUGGCUUCCUUGUUGACCCAAUAAAGCUAAACGAGGAGAAAACAAAAAUGUGUUCUGAUGCUAUAUCACAAAAUGAACUCAAUCGGAUAAAGAUGCUAGCUGAUCUUGUUGUUCAACGAAUGAAAUAAGUUCAAACACUUGUGGCUUGAAUGGAUUAAUAUUCGACAAUUGUUCUGCUAAUGAAGUUGCUUUAUCGAGUAAUUGAAGAAACUGUUCAGUAAGUUGAUUUUCAAUAGAUUCAGCGAUUUUCGGACCUUUCAACUGCUCUUCACUCAUUUUAUAAACCUAUCUAGUUUUUUCUGGUAAGAUGUGAAGACAAUAUUUCCGAAUCGCCAAACGUUAAGGAACAAACCCACAUAUCAUUUUUCUUUUUUAUCUCAGAAAAUUCAUUUUUUCAGGAUCAGGAGCUAAAAAAGUAAUUCUCAAUUUUCUUCAUCACAACUUACCUUUCAUGCAAUAAAAAUAUCACAUUUGGGAUCAGCGUCAUAAACGGAGCCGCAUGAUAUAUGUUUCGAAAUUUUUAGUUGAUUUUAAUACUUUGGUGAAAAACUUACUUACUCACUUUGAACUUUUCUUCAAAAUCUAGCGGUUUCUCGAUAAAACGUACCCUUUUCAGCAUUUUGAAAUUUCUUCUCUCAAAAUUUUUUGAAGCCUUAAAGGCCAGUUUUCCAUACUCAACUCAAUGCGUUCUAUCCAACCAUGUAUUCAGCCCCAGGACAGAUAUUCGGUGACUGGCGGUGAUAUUGAAAUUGCAUGAAACAUACGUAGUCAGCAACGCUCGUUUUUCAAAAAAAAAUUCCAAAAUAUGGGUUUAUGCUGCGAAUUUCAGAGUUAUGGCUUGGUUUCCCAGAGGUCUCCUGGACAACCGAUUUUAAAGAAUUUUGUGAAAGCUCGUCAGUUGAAUAAAGAUGUGACGAUGUCUUGCCUAUCAAAUGACGGAAAUCGCAAUUCUCUAGCUAUUGCUAGUCAAAAGUUAUAGGCUCAAAAGCUUGUGAAACAUCUUGUUUUGCUACAAAUUGAACUGACUAUCGAAUGUUGGAUUUAAAAGGUUUUCUGAGGUUCUUUGGACCUUGGAUCUAUUCUGAAAAACUAGGAUUUUGGGACAUCUCUGUUUCAGGAUCCUGAGUAUAAGAAUUGAUCUUUUUGGUCGGAGAGUAUAGAACUCGACGUGGGCUUUCAUUUGAGACUGAAUUCAAGUCUCUAUGUUAGGAACUGUAUGUACAACAGGCACUGCAAUAGAGGUCACUUCUAUUUGAGAUGGCCGAAUUUGCUCGAAUUGUAUUUUGCGUUUAACUUUUUUCUGAGACAAAUAGCGAUCUACGGUAUUCACCAUUGGAUUCACCAUGCAAAACUAUAUCUACAAAUGUCUAUCUCAUAGCUAGCCCAUUUACUUUUGUCUGAAAUAGAAUAGAAAAUAUGAAUUUCUCUUGCGAAAAAAUGAAUCAGUCAGUGCUUUCGUUUUCCAUUUUCCGCGCUUUUCUACCACUUAUAGAAAAAGGUUUUUGCGCUCAGUUUGUAGAAAAUUGAAUGCUCUCUCCGAUAGCAUGAUCGCGUUUUUGGUGAAAUCUUGCCCACUGAAAAAAAUAAUCAAAAUUCAUGCAGGAUCCCGCGGGUUGUCGGUAUUCAAAUAUCUGGGGAUGUUUCUUACCUUUACGCAGGAUUUUUACAGUAAGGGACCACGUCUCCCUACCGUAGAGCAAGACCAGCAGCACACUAGCCUAAAAAAUCGAAUCCUGGGUUAUAUCGAAAUAGAUUUUCUACGUCAAAUUACAUGUCUAAGCAUGUUAAAUGCCAUGGCGAACUUGGAUAGUCUGACUUCUAAUUCUUUCUCUAAUCGUUGAUCACUUGCAAUGUUAUACCCCAGAUAGGUGAAAGAGCCCACCGUUUCGAUCUUCUGCUUUCUAACAUUUAGGUCAAUAUUAGGAUGAACAAGUUGUUGAUUUUUCUUAAUUUUUCUUGAAGUGUCAUCAAUUGUUGAUCUAUUUGAUCGAAGUCUGCCUGUAUUUCUAGCAAUUGUGAUUCAAUCAUAAAUUCCAAACGAUUUAGAAUAAGACGAGAAAAUAUUUUGCUGACCACACUAUAGUGUAGGGUCAAAUAGGGCCAUUACAAAAGAAGACACAGUACAAAUUCGUCUAUUAAUGGAAGAAUACCAUACAUUAUUUCCUGUAUUAUAUUCAGUGAGACACAAUGUUCAGAACGUUCAUAAUAAUUACCACAUCGAUCAAAGUGUUGCAUUAGCUGGACAGAUAUCAAACUACAGCACUUUUAAUUUUGAAUCAUAUCUUGGUAAGCAAAGAUGAGUUUUCCAAAAAGAGAAAGUCAUCUCUUCUUCUUCCACUUUUAGCGUUAAUAACGUCAGCCAUACGAGCAACAAAAAUCAUGCAACGGAAAUCGAGACAACAUUAAAUUUGAUUAGAAAAGCUUCGUUUAUUGUUGAACAAGAUUUCAGUUCAAGUCUAAAAAGAUUCACAAAAUGUCUUUUAUCAACCAAGUCGGUUGGCCGAACAAAAUUAACGAAAGCAAACGAAAUACGUCCGUCACAUGAAGCUCAUUUAUUACCAUCCUGUUUACAAAAUAUGCAACAAGAAUUACAAGAAAAAGAUUUGAAAUUAUUUCAUGUGAUUUACAUCGGAACAUUAAGGUUUACAACAUGGUUUUUCUCAAAGAAACUAAAAACCGCUGGCUCAUUAGUUUUGUUCAACAAAGAUGGCGGACAUAGAAUAGGUUUUAUUCAAGCAAUAAUUGAAAUAAAACAAAAUUAUUUAAUUCAGAUAAAAAAUGCUAAUAUAAGAAAACGUUUAGAAUUAGGUGUUAAUCAACAAGUAAUUGGAACAUGGAAUGUGAUCUACGGGGAUUUCAACAACUAUACUUGUUCGUUUAUAAAACCAGAUCAACUAAUAAAGAAAUGUGCGUAUUUGCAUGAUGAAACAAAUAACAGUUUUGUAUUUUUUCGUUUUCCUACCUCGUUCGAAUCUUCUUAG
Messenger RNA from Didymodactylos carnosus, 3774 nucleotides. Lineage: Eukaryota; Metazoa; Rotifera; Eurotatoria; Philodinida; Philodinidae. The record is from the annotation of a GenBank genome assembly.